Molecule: messenger RNA, 1065 nt
Organism: Psilocybe cubensis
Lineage: Eukaryota; Fungi; Basidiomycota; Agaricomycetes; Agaricales; Agrocybaceae
Exons: 5
Coding region: 1-1065 (354 amino acids)
Source: RefSeq, a predicted model, not a curated record
AUGACAGGCGCUGCAGACAAUGAAGCGCCUCAAAGCGACCCAGUGAUGGAAGAUGAUGGUACUUCAGCGGGUGGAAUGUCUAGCCGAAGCAACUCGGAUGGUGCCGGAACAGAAACAUAUUCACGAUCUUUGUUCAUGCUUGGACAUGGUACACCUGUAUGGGACCCAAUUGGCGACCUCGAAAGACCUCAGUCGUCUCUUGAAUCAGGCGUUAUGAUAGGCGAUGUGGGGUUCAUGACUGAUGAAGGCGACUUUUUAUGUUAUUUCAACGUUUUUCUUCCACCCCAAGAUCCAAUACAGCGUCGUUGUCCUCCUGGAUUUGUCCCGCUUCAUCCUCCUCCUAAAGAAGUUGACAUUGCUAAGGACUUGAUGUACUUUCCGCCAGGUACUGCACUUGUCAGCAAUGCGGUUUCCUCAUCAGUACACUCCUCCUCGCCUUUAGAUAUCACAUUCACGGUCGAGGCUCGCGAAAGCGCAAUACUUGUGCUUCCAGAUGGUGCAUCUCGUGAAGACCUUAUUUCAACUUCGCGAAUGAGUGAAUACGUCCAACAACAUGCAUUAGACUGGUAUAUAUACCUAAACGAAGAAAUAUCCCGCUUGCCGUUUCCCAACGGUUCAUUGUACAUCAUCACUGGCUACGAUAAGGCGACCAAAUGGGCUGUCGGCACCUCCGGCUCCAAAAGUUAUAGUCGCAGAAAUGGACCUAUGACAGCGCGGUAUAAAGAUCACAAGUGGUCAACCAUGGGUAUUGGUGCAAAGGCUUCGUCCCCCAAUGGUGGUUAUGGGAAAUGCGCCGUCUUUAUACGGGGAAUGCACGUCGCCAUAAGCGUGCCUAAAUGGACAGCGUCAAUUCUCUACCACCAGCCCCCUGCCAUAAUACAUUACUUCAACGUACUAUCGGUGCCGGUUACUGGGCUACGUGCAAAGCUUCAAAGCGCGCUCGAAGCCAGAAGCUCGUACAAGAAGGUAUAUGUAAAAGGGCACGACAUGGAACGUAUGUUCCAUCCUACGGAGGUCAUCCUAAGAAUUCUUCUCAGCGAGGUAGACUUCCACUGUCGUUUUUAG